Fomitopsis serialis is the source of this 696-nucleotide messenger RNA. RefSeq lists its product as uncharacterized. Bases 1 to 696 code for a protein of 231 amino acids. The transcript has 8 exons. The record is from RefSeq and is a predicted model, not a curated record. NCBI's taxonomy places the organism in Eukaryota, Fungi, Basidiomycota, Agaricomycetes, Polyporales, Fomitopsidaceae.
AUGGCAGACAGUGCAGCCAGUCUGAUACAGGAAGAUCGUCUACUCAACAAUCUCGUACUCGCCGCACAGGCCCUUUGCUGCUAUGAUUACUGUAUAACCUUCGCCAGCGAAGUCAAAUACGUAUGGUCGAGAAAGUUCUCGCUGGCUGCCGCCCUCUUCUACGCGUUCCGCUAUGCCGCGGUGUUGAAUACGCUGUUCAUUGCGGAUGAUGGGUGCGCGAGCAUCGUCCUGGUGUUCGACGGGUUCGUCUUCGGCAUGACAUGGUGGGGCACGCGCCGCGCGACAGCGCUCGGAGGCUCCAGGGCUGUCCUCAUGAGAGAUACUGCUAUUUACUUUGGAUUUCUCUUUGCGCUGAACGUCCUCGCGAUAGCCAUCGCCGCGGUGCACCUUACAUUCAUAGUCGUCGUGAACACAUGGACGGCAAUACUCACCUCGGUCCUCCUCUCACGCCUCAUGCUCGACCUCCGCGAGGUCAUCGCAGACCUCAUUCCGAGCGACACGAGCCGCCACACCUUCCGCAGUGGUUCGACGAGCCUCUCGCGCACGCUGGGCUCGCUCCACUUCACGCAGCGCGGUGCGGCCCCGCCCUCGGAGAUCUCUAUUGAGCUGAGUCCGGUCAGUCCUCGUGCAGGACGGCGGCGCGGGGACUCGGAGGGGGAGAGCUGGACUCUAGGUGGAGACGAGAGUGAGGGGUGA